GUCUCUGUGCUCCGUUCCUGGCCGGGCUGUUGUUUAGGUCGGUGUUUGUUGUUGCGGGUCGCGUUGUUACGCCGCCCGGGGAUGGCGGAGGCCGGGGUAUCGGCGGCUGAGGUGGUGACUGAAACGAGGAGAGCAGGCGAAGAAGAGACCAAGCUUCUGCCCCCCGGCUGGAGCGAGUCUCAGUUACGUUCAUAUCAGUUUCAGACCCGUCAGAUCCCACGAAUGCACCAUUCAGAUCCCAGGGCGGAAGAGCUCAUAGAUAAUGAGGAGCCGGUGGUUCUGACGGAUACAAAUCUUGUGCACCCAGCACUAAAAUGGGAUUUGGAUUAUCUGAAAGAAAACAUUGGGAACGGGGACUUUUCUGUGUACAGUGCCAACAGCCACAAAUUUCUCUAUUACGAUGAGAAGAAAAUGGCUAACUUUAAGACUUUCAAGCCCAAGUCUGUUAGGCAAGAGAUGAAGUUUCCGGAGUUUGUAGAGAAGCUCAGAGACAUAGAGCAAAGAGGUGCCGAUGAAAGGUUGUAUCUGCAGCAGACGCUCAAUGAUACCGUAGGCCGUAAAAUUGUGGUCGAUUUCUUGGGUUUUAACUGGAACUGGAUUAACAAACAGCAAACGAAGCAUGGCUGGGGCCAGCUCACCUCCAACCUUCUGCUGAUCGGCAUGGAAGGGAAUGUGACUCCGGCGCACUAUGACGAGCAGCAGAACUUCUUUGCCCAGAUUAAGGGCUACAAGCGCUGUAUCCUCUUUCCACCCAAGCAGUUUGAAUGCCUCUAUCCUUACCCUGUUCACCAUCCCUGUGACAGACAGAGCCAGGUGGACUUUGAGAACCCUGAUCUAGAGCGGUUUCCUAACUUCAGAAAUGUGCAUGGCUACGAGAUCGUUGUGGGGCCUGGCGAUGUUCUGUAUAUCCCAAUGUAUUGGUGGCACCAUAUAGAGUCACUCAUGGACGGAGGGACAACAAUUACAGUCAAUUUUUGGUACAAGGGUGCGCCGACUCCAAAAAGAAUAGAAUACCCACUGAAAGCACACCAGAAGGUGGCAAUAAUGAGAAACAUUGAAAAAAUGCUAGGAGAAGCCCUUGGAAACCCACAGGAGGUUGGUCCUUUGUUAAACAUGAUGAUAAAGGGCCGCUACGACUAAUGCUGGCAUACCGAGGAGUCACAAUGUGUCUACGUGACUGCUGCCGCUGUCUUGAGUCACUUCUGAAACGACUGACAAGAAAAACUGCAGAUUGAAAGCACUUACUUGGCCACCUUUUCUCCUGUACAUUGGUUUACACCACUCACUACUGUGUUUUUAUAAAUUUUCUCCAGUUUUUUUUAAUAUUUUGUCGGCAAAGAGGAAGAAAAUAAUCAACAAAACAAUGCAAUACGUAAGUUUGUUGUUUGCACUCUGUACAGGCAGUGAACAUUUGGGCCAUGGUCACCCACCCUGUCUGCCUGCAAAACCUGUUUACUUCAUCCAUUCACUGCAUCCAGUCCAGUAUCCAAAGACCUAAUAAGCUGAGCUUUCUUGGUCUCCUGUCCGGUUCUGGUUUUAUAGAACAUGGUCACGAACAUGGUCCUGGUUUUAGAGCGAAACUUGCGCCCUACAGACGUCAUGAAGAGGAAACUGUUUUGAAGAAGGCAAGAGGACUACUCAGGCAAAUGUUUUCCUUGCAACACAACUAGAUAACGGUCACCUUUAGCAAGCAGCGGCUACUCUACUGAUUUCUAGGACCUAUUACUUUGAGUCUAAUGUGGAAUCGGUGUUUCAGAAUUCAAAAUUAAUAAUUUUUUUUUUAUCAGCUUGUAAAUUAUAAAAACUGUUGCAGAAUGCUAAUGAAAUUCUACUUUUUACCUCUCA
This is a messenger RNA of Bufo bufo (common toad), 1845 nucleotides long. It is a transcript of the gene HIF1AN, whose product is annotated as hypoxia inducible factor 1 subunit alpha inhibitor. Lineage: Eukaryota; Metazoa; Chordata; Amphibia; Anura; Bufonidae. Gene Ontology annotation, molecular function: ankyrin repeat binding; [protein]-asparagine 3-dioxygenase activity; peptidyl-histidine dioxygenase activity. Gene Ontology annotation, cellular component: cytoplasm; nucleus. Bases 82 to 1140 code for a protein of 352 amino acids. Gene Ontology annotation, biological process: negative regulation of Notch signaling pathway; peptidyl-aspartic acid hydroxylation. The record is from RefSeq and is a predicted model, not a curated record. The transcript is spliced from 8 exons.